AUGGCGGCAGAGAGUUCGAGAAGGGGAAGGGUGAUGCUAGGUAGGUUGGGGACAGCAAAGCUGUGUAAUGGAGAAUGUGGCUCAACAUGGGAGUGUCCAGAGAAGUGGCAUGAAUCAUUAGAUGGAGACUGCAAACUACUGAAGAAAUGCAUUGAAAUAGCACGGAGUUGUUGUGACCAUGACCCACAUAGCAGACCUACUAUACAUAACAUAAUACUUAUGCUAGAUGAGACAGAAACUAUGAUUCAAAUGAUUCCUCCGUCUAUUAAUACUGAGCCAAGAAAUGACCCAAUGUCUUCAUUGUACCAGGUGGUGCAAAGAUUCCGUGCGCUGCCUGAACGAACUAUCAAUGAGCAUUCCAGAUUGGUUGCUAUAUAUGAAGAUCUUAAUGCCCUGGAGCAUAUACUUGAGGGGAGGCAGAAGCCCAACAAUCUAUCAUAUUCACUUCUACAGUUCAUGACUAAAAAUUUUUCUGUUGAGCGAAAGAUGGGUAAUAAUGAAUUUGGAGAUUUUUUCAAGGUUGUUGCUGUAGUAAGGCUUUCUGGGAGCCUCAAAAUUAAUGAUAGGAUGUUUCAUGGGGAGGUUAAAAUCACAAUGACGGCUCAGCACCAAAACAUAGUACGAUUUCUAGGCAACUGUUCUUAUGCUGCAAAAGAAGAGGCAUCAAUACAUGGGAAAACUACCAACACGGAGAUAAGAGAAAGGUUGCUUUGUUUUGAGUAUCUAAGCAAUGGCAGCCUAAAGAAGCAUAUUUCUGGUACAAUAAAAAAACUUAGCAAUACCUAG
Messenger RNA from Miscanthus lutarioriparius, 786 nucleotides. Lineage: Eukaryota; Viridiplantae; Streptophyta; Magnoliopsida; Poales; Poaceae. The record is from the annotation of a GenBank genome assembly.